Drosophila busckii is the source of this 1443-nucleotide messenger RNA. Its product is annotated as phospholipase A1 VesT1.02. The transcript is spliced from 3 exons. NCBI's taxonomy places the organism in Eukaryota, Metazoa, Arthropoda, Insecta, Diptera, Drosophilidae. Gene Ontology annotation, biological process: lipid metabolic process. Gene Ontology annotation, molecular function: lipase activity. Bases 12 to 1295 code for a protein of 427 amino acids. The record is from RefSeq and is a predicted model, not a curated record.
CACAAGCAACCAUGACGUGGUGCUUUCUUUUGUUGAGUUGCUUGCUUGCUGUACAGGCACUGCCCAUUGAGGACGCUGCGCGUAUUAAUGGCCAAAAUGGCUGGUAUGUGCCGCAGCUGGAGGGUGGCCUCAAGUGGCUAAGUCUGGACGAAGCCGCAGCGCAAUUGACAGCAUACGAAACUUUAAACGACCUCGAACUUGACGCUAGAAUAUCCUUGAAUGCGGUUACCUUUUACUUGUACACCAAGAGCAAUCCAACUAUCGGACAAGUCAUCAAGCCCACCAAGGAGUCAAUAGACCUCUCCAAUUUCAAUGCAGCGCAUCCCACUAGAUUUACCAUACACGGCUGGAACUCCAAUUACAAGGAUGGUGUCAAUACGGGUGUGCGCGAUGCUUGGUUUUUGCAAGGCGACUACAAUAUGAUUGCUGUGGACUGGGCGCGUGGUCGUUCGCUGGAGUAUGCCUCCUCUGUGGCUGGCGUGCCAGCAACUGGCAAGAAAAUCGCUACGCUGAUUGAUUUUCUAGUCAAUGGAUAUAGCAUGUCGCUGAAGACGCUGGAAAUUGUGGGCUUCAGUUUGGGCGCACAUGUCGCCGGACACAGCGCCAAACAAGUGAGCAGCGGAGUGGUGCAAAAAGUCGUUGGACUGGAUCCAGCUAUGCCACUGAUAAGCUAUGAGAAGCCAGCCAAGCGCUUGUCCAGUAACGAUGCGCACUAUGUGGAGUCCAUACAAACCAAUGGCGGCACAUUGGGCUACACCAAGCCCAUUGGCAGAGCUGCCUUCUAUCCAAAUGGCGGCAAGACGCAGCCUGGCUGCACCAUGGACGUAACUGGCAGCUGCUCGCAUACGCGCGCCGUAUCCUACUACGUGGAGUCGCUGAGAAUGGACGACUUUCCAUCGAUGAAGUGCAAGAGCCAUGAGCAGGCGCAUAACAAGGACUGCGGCAAUACCUACAGCUCGGUGCGCAUGGGCUCACCAUUAAACGAGAAUAUGGCAGUGGGCGAGUUUUAUGUGCCAGUUAAUAAUGCAUAUCCCUAUGGCCUAGGCGAACCAAUUGAGACAACUACACCUGUGUCGACAACAACUCAAAGAAAGCCCACGCCCAUGUUAACAACCAGCACAGCGCGCCCAAGUGAGACAACUACAUAUCCAAACACUUCAAGCAGUUCAGUCAUGCCAACUGCGCCUAGCACGACGCCCGCUCCUGCCGAAGACACUGGCAAAGGUCCCACAAACAUUUAUAUUCUAAAUGUUAUACUUGUCAAUGCCCAAAUCAACAAGAGCACUGCCUCCUAAACGCCUGCGAGUUGAACUAAUAAAGUCGGCAAGCGGCACUCAAGCAUACUUAGUCGCUACUUUGAUGUAUCUAGCAUAGUGGGGCUUAAUUUAAUGCGACUAAGUUUGCUUUGCUUUUAAUUAAGAGUUACGCUCAAUGUAAUCGAAA